AUGAUACCCAUCCCCGUCACUCCCGACCCCGUCAUCUCCCCACCCCAGCCAUCCUUCCGUCAUCUCCCCAUCCCCGUCAUCUCCCCAUCCCCGUCAUCAUCCCCAUCCCCGUCAUCAUCCCCAUCACGUCAUCCCCCCGUCAUCAUCCCCAUCCCCGUCAUCUCCCCAUCCCCGUCAUCUCGAUCCAUCCUUCCGUCAUCUCCCCAUCCCCGUCAUCUCCCCAUCCCCGUCAUCCCCAUCCCCGUAAUCAUCCCCAUCCCCGUCAUCCCCCAACAUUUCCCCAUCUCCGUCAUGCCCUGUCAUCUCCCCGUCAUCUUCCCCAUCCCCGUCAUCCCCAUCCCCGUCAUCCCCAUCCCCGUCAUCACCACGUCAUCUCCCUGUCAUCUCCCCGUCACCAUCCCUAUCCCCAUCAUCUCCCUGUCAUCUCCCCGUCAUCAUCCCCAUCCCCAACAUUUCCCUGUCAUCUGCCCGUCAUCAUUCCCAUCCCCGUCAUCAUCCCCAUCACGUCAUCCCCCCGUCAUCAUCCCCAUACCGUCAUCAUCCCAAUCCCCGUCAUCUCGAUGUCAUCACCCCCAUCCCUGUCAUCAUCCCCACUCCCGUCAUCCCCAUCCCCGUCAUCUCCCUGUCAUCUCCCCGUCAUGA
This is a messenger RNA of Haliotis rufescens (red abalone), 642 nucleotides long. Its product is annotated as vegetative cell wall protein gp1-like. The transcript is spliced from 2 exons. The record is from RefSeq and is a predicted model, not a curated record. The coding region runs from base 1 to 642 and encodes 213 amino acids. Lineage: Eukaryota; Metazoa; Mollusca; Gastropoda; Lepetellida; Haliotidae.